AUGAAAAAUCUUGGUUUCUCUGAUGCUUGGUGUGAAAUGAUAAUGGAAUGCAUAUCAACUGUUACAACUUCUAUCUUACUUAAUGGUGCUCCAGGUAAUAUUUUUAAUCCUACUAGAGGUUUAAGACAAGGUGACCCUUUGUCACCCUAUGUUUUUAUCUUAUGCAUGGAGGCUUUAUCUAGGAGUCUUAAUAAAAUUGAAAAUGAUGGGCUUAUUCAUGGUUUUAAAGUCACUAAACACUGUCCUGCUAUAACUCAUUUGUUUUUUGCAGAUGAUUGCUUGAUUUUCAUCAAGGCUAGGAAAAAAGAUGCUAGGAACUUAGCUACCAUUAUAGAACAGUUUAGUAAAUUUUCUGAUCAAGCAGUAAAUUUUGAUAAAUCUGCUCUUGCAUUCAGUUUUAAAGUCCCUCCUAAUAUGAAAAUUGAUUUAGCUGACAUUUUGCAGAUAAAGAGAAUGUCUUUGCAGGAAAAAUACCUUGGUGUGCCACUUCUUUUGCAAAAACAUAAAGCUGAUUCAUUUGUCUAUCUCAUGGAAUGCUAUUCAGGAAGAUUAGCUCCCUGGAAAUCUAUUUUUCUAGCUCCAUCGGGUAAGACUAUCCUUAACCAGUCAGUUUUAGGUGGUAUGGCCAACCACCAUUUAGUUGUUAUCCCGAUGCCAAAGACCAUCACUGAUAAAAUGGAUUCAAUCCAAAGAAAUCUUUGGUGGGAAAACAAGAAAAUGCUUGCUUGGAGAAUGUUGGAGCAACCAGAUGCUCCUUGGGUUAAAAUACUUGAAGGAAUCUGCAAAAGUUUAGAAAUAGUAAAGAAGCACUACAUUUUAGAAGUGGGUGAUGGUAGUAAAAUCAAAAUUUGGAGAGAUAAUUGGAUCCCAAGCUUUACUGGUCCACCUACCUCUCGAUUUAUAUCUAGUAAUCCUUCUCAUGUAAAUCAACUCAUAGAUAGUAGUUCAAAAUCUUGGAACUUAGAGACCUUGAACAUCCUCUUUGACCAGAAUACUAUUAAUGCUAUAACAAGUAUUACAAUCCCAUUAUAUGAAAAAGACAAACUGAGAUGGAAACCAGCAUCUAAUGGUGAGUUCCCAGUUAAGUAUGCUAAACAUUUUGAUGAUGUGCGGGUUAAUGUUUCAACUACUACCCUGAAUAUUUUAACUGAAAUGGGAAAUAAAAUCAAUUUUGAUGCUGCAUUUACUAAAGAGACAGGGAAUUAUGGAUAUGGUCUAAUUUGUAGAGAUAUUUCAGGAAAUUGCAAUGGAUUGCGAGGAGGUGCUGGUAAAGCUCUAGACCCGGAACAAGCAGAAGCUAAAGCUCUCUUGCGAGCUGUUUUGUGGGCAAAAGAACAAGGAAAGCUCUCAAUACAUUUGGAAGGAGACUGCAACAACAUGAUAAACGUUUUGAAUGGGAAUUUUUCGGCAAUAAAAUGGAUCUCAGCAAAUUUAAUUUUUGAUGCAUUAGUAAUUCUUAGAGAUUUUGAUUUCUGGCAGUGCUCUCAUGUGAAAAGAGAUGCAAAUGAUUUAGCAUACAAAAUUGCAAAACAAGCAAUGUCUGGAGUUUUUUAUGUCUCUCUUAGCAAUAUGCCUGUCUGGAUAAAAACUUUAAUCCGGAAGGACAAGAAUAAUUUGUAG
Molecule: messenger RNA, 1620 nt
Organism: Papaver somniferum (opium poppy)
Lineage: Eukaryota; Viridiplantae; Streptophyta; Magnoliopsida; Ranunculales; Papaveraceae
Exons: 5
Coding region: 1-1620 (539 amino acids)
Molecular function (GO): nucleic acid binding; RNA-DNA hybrid ribonuclease activity
Source: RefSeq, a predicted model, not a curated record